CUUCCAUAAAGAGAGAGGGCACGAGAUCAUAAUUUAGUAGCAAUCGAAAUGGAGAUAAUCACCAUCCUCUCCAUCGUCUUCCUCUCUCUUUGCUUCUCCCUGACCCUGAAACUCUUCUUCUUCAGGCCUGCCCACGAACUCCCUCCGGGCCCACCUCGUUUUCCGGUCAUCGGAAACAUCCAAUGGCUCAAGAAGAACAGCUUCUCCGACUUCCAAGGCGUUCUCCGUGACCUCACCGCCCGCCACGGACCAAUCAUCUGUCUCCACGUGGGCUCCAAGCCCUCCAUCUGGGUCUCCGACAGGUUCCUCGCCCACGAGGCCCUUGUCCAAAACGGCUCCAUCUUCUCCGACCGUCCUCGGGCUCCUCCCACCACGAGGGUCAUCACCGCCGACCAACACGACAUCCACUCCGCCUUCUAUGGCCCACUCUGGAGGACUCUCCGGCGGAAUCUCACGUCGGAGAUUCUACAGCCCUCGCGCGUGAGAUCCCACGCGCCGUCGAGGAAGUGGGCUUUCGAGAUCCUCGUCGAACUCCUCAAGGCGGAACAGAAGGAGAAGGGACAGGUUUCCGAUGUCCUCGGGCAUCUCCGGCACGCGAUGUUCUGCCUGCUGGCCCUCAUGUGUUUCGGAGAGAAGCUGGGACGGGAAGAGAUCAAAGAGAUAGAAGAAGCUCAGUACCAAAUGCUUAUGAGCUACGCCAAAUUCAGCGUUCUCAACAUUUUCCCAAGCGUCACCAAGUUCUUGCUCCGGAAAAAAUGGCGGCAGUUCUUGAACCUCCGCAAAUCCCAGGAAGACGUCAUCCUCCGUUUCGUGAAUGAUCGGAGGAAAGAUUCGGGCGAAGUUCUCUGCUACGCGGAUACGUUGAUGGGUCUGGAGAUUCCGGAGGAGGAGAAGAAGAGGAAGCUGAAGGGGUCGGAGAUUGUGAGUUUGUGCUCGGAGUUUCUGAACGCAGGGACGGAUCCGACGGCGACGGCGAUACAGUGGAUAAUGGCGAACAUGGUAAAGUACCCGGAGAUACAGAGGAAGGUGUACGAGGAGAUGAAGAGUGUUGUCGGAGAAAAGGAGAUGGAGGAAGAAGACCUGAGCAGACUGGUUUAUCUGAAAGCUGUGGUUUUGGAGAGUUUGAGGAGACAUCCUCCGGGACAUUACCUGUCUUACCAUCGUGCCACCCACGACACCGUCUUGGGCGGACUCCUCGUUCCACGUGACGGUACUAUCAACUUCAUGGUAGGAGAAAUGGGUAGGGACCCGAAAGUGUGGGAAGAUCCCAUGGAGUUUAAGCCGGAGAGGUUCAUAGAGAAAGGCGAAGUUCAGGCGUAUGAUAUGACGGGAAGCCGCGAGAUCAAGAUGAUGCCGUUCGGGGCGGGACGAAGGAUAUGUCCCGGUUAUGGCCUCGCAUUACUUCACCUUGAAUACUUUGUGGCCAAUUUGGUAUGGAGGUUUGAAUGGAAAUGCUUGGAAGGUGAAGAGGUGGACUUGUCUGAGAAGCAGCAGUUCAUCACCAUGGUCAUGAAACAUCCUUUCCGAGCUACCAUUCAUCCUAGGAAUGAUAAUAACUAAUUAGCUGUGUAUGUUGAUGAUGAUGAUGUGACCAUAUCAUGUGUAAUCUAAUAAUGUACUUUUACUAGUUUAAUAUUGUGAAAUCUACUUCCUCUAAUAGGGUAUGGUAAUCUAAUGUACUUUUAACUA
Molecule: messenger RNA, 1689 nt
Organism: Tarenaya hassleriana
Lineage: Eukaryota; Viridiplantae; Streptophyta; Magnoliopsida; Brassicales; Cleomaceae
Product: cytochrome P450 89A9
Exons: 3
Coding region: 49-1560 (503 amino acids)
Cellular component (GO): membrane
Molecular function (GO): oxidoreductase activity, acting on paired donors, with incorporation or reduction of molecular oxygen, NAD(P)H as one donor, and incorporation of one atom of oxygen; heme binding; iron ion binding
Source: RefSeq, a predicted model, not a curated record